This is a messenger RNA of Mytilinidion resinicola, 2399 nucleotides long. RefSeq lists its product as uncharacterized. Lineage: Eukaryota; Fungi; Ascomycota; Dothideomycetes; Mytilinidiales; Mytilinidiaceae. Gene Ontology annotation, molecular function: protein binding. The transcript has a single exon. The record is from RefSeq and is a predicted model, not a curated record. Bases 99 to 2351 code for a protein of 750 amino acids.
CUUUACUUCAUGUCGAGUCCCAUACACUGUAACCACCUGGACUCGUCUCUUGCCGUCUUUUAUUCGUCCUCCACCCGCCUGGAGCUGCGUCUUGUAUCAUGAGCAACCCGAAACCGCUCGUUGAGCUGAGCGGCCACUGCUCCAUCAUCAACAACCACACUCUCUACGUCUACUCGCCCGCUGCUUUUCAGUCGAUCGACUUGGCUGAAGGGGCAGAAUGGAAGCCGCUGCCAAUGGGUGUGUCGGUGACUGGCGGCCAAUGUGUCAAGGUUAUACCAACUGGCGGUGACGCCAGCCAAGCGGGCCUCUACAUUGUAGGAGGAGCCGUGAAUGAGACUGCCAGCAGUUGGAAUUACCCCGGGAUCCAGCGCUACUCUUUCGCCGACGCGACGUGGGAAUGGGUCAACCCCGUCGUCCCCGUCACCCAAAACCGACAGAACCACGCCGCAACCUACCUCAAUGCCUCGUCUUCAAUUCUCGUCUACUCUGGCUCGCAAACAACCGGAGACACUGGCCCUUCAUCACAAACCUUUCUCAUUUCCACACUACCGCCUUAUGGAGUACAGGCCUAUAGUUCGACCGCGCCGCCUGCGGUCAUGCCUAUGCUUCUGCCAUGGGACGAUAGCCAUGCCGUUAUGAUUGGAGGAGACACCCAGAACAAGGCUGUAUGGACCUUCAGCCCUGCCGAUGGCUGGCAAAACCUAGGUGCGACCUUGGAGAAACCCAUCGAAAACCAAUCGCAAAUUCAAUGCACCGUCGUAUCUGGCGAUGAUGGAAGCAAAGUACUGGAGACCUACGACAUGGGUGCAUCGCCAAACGUGGUCACUCGCACCGCUCUGCUUGCUGCGGGAGGUGCAGUAGCACCCCCUGGUUUGAUCGUCGGUCCACCAGCCAAGAAGCAGACGCGAGAUCUCACCGUGGCUAAGUGGCCAUCAUACAACGCCACAUUUGCCCCAACAACAGCACGAACCGGCUUCUCCAUUGCGCAAGACACAGACGGAUAUGCCGUCAUUAGUGGCGGCGACCCGAAAGACCCUCUUUGCAUCUUCGACCAGAAGGCAAACUCUUGGGUGAACACCACGGAGCUGUUCGCUGGGAACCAAAUCACUAUCCAAUCCGAACCAACAUCAACCUCCGCCUCAUCGACGCCUUCUGCCACAUCUGCAUCUGCCACAUCGUCAUCAGCGGCAGCCUCGUCGUCGGCAGCAGCAGCCGUACCGGCGUCAACAGGCAAUCAGCAUAAUCGCAUGCUUACUGUACUCGGCGCCACGCUGGGUGCUAUAUUUGGCAUCGCUGCGGUAGUAAUAAUACUGUUACUGCUGUUGAGGUGGAAGAAGGAACGGAGGAAGCGAGCUGGUGGAGAUGGAUACGUCGAGAAAGAUCGUCUAAGCUUUGCGGAUCGUGGUGCCGAGUUCAUGAGCGAAGCUGGUGGGUCUGUUGGGCACAACUAUUCAGCCUCACGAAACAUGUCGCAAGACUCACUUGCCAUCAUUAGUGGCCGAGCCGGGAAGAAUCACCAGAGAGGGAUUGGGAGUGACGCCAGCACGGCAGGCUUGGUCAUGAAGAAGAGCCCUCUGGGUUACGCUGAGCCAGUGGAGAUGGCUAAGAUUGACCAGAGGACAGCGCACAUCUCUGAGAAGCCAAAACAACCCCAACCGGCCCCGGCACCCGAGUCUGCUCCCUAUGGACGUAGCCGUAGCUCAGGAUGGAGUAAAUACUUCGCCAACAACGAAGCUACCAACCUGGCUCAAAUGCAAUCAGGACGAUCGACGUAUACAUCUGAUAGGACGAGCGGCGAAAGCCACUCACAGUACACAGACUCUCGGAUGUACAGCCAACCUUCACAAGGGGUGCCGCCGCUUGACUUGAACUUCGCCAAGUUUGAGGGUCAACGGCUAAGUCGCGUAGCCACUGGAAGCCCUACAUUGGGACACUCACGAGAGAACCUUCCUGGCCAACCCAUGCAAGCGGAAUUGGCUCGUGCAAAUUCGACAGGCAGUACAGUUUCAAGCCUAGGACAUGAUAGCAGCAAUCCUUUCAGCGACAAUCGAGGAGCAACGGAAAGCUGGACGCCUGUCUCAUCAGGCAACGCGUGGAACCAGAGGCCAGUCAGCAGUAACUACACGAGUAGCCUUCGAGACGGCACCACUUCUUACUAUAACGAUGGCGCGAGCUCCUAUUAUCCAAAGAGCGAAGCACCUUCAGCGUUCUAUCCUGCACGAGCAGCUGAAGGACGAGACAGCACAGUGACUGUGUUCCCAAGGGGUGUACCUGAAAAUGGCGGCUCUGUAAGGAAGAACGGGACUCACCAAGAUAUGUCAUGGUUGAACCUAGGAGCCAACGGGACUUGAAAUACGAAUCGCUCGGUCACGGAUAUAUCAUUAUCUUCUGUUCCUCUU